Molecule: messenger RNA, 396 nt
Organism: Aspergillus chevalieri
Lineage: Eukaryota; Fungi; Ascomycota; Eurotiomycetes; Eurotiales; Aspergillaceae
Product: cupin domain-containing protein
Exons: 1
Coding region: 1-396 (131 amino acids)
Source: RefSeq, a predicted model, not a curated record
AUGCCACAAUCAAUCAUCAUCCCAGCCGGCUUCAACCCCGACGGCAAAUGCUCGCAACCCACAGAUUGCUUCACCGGCAACGUCUACUUCGACGCCCUCCACUCCGACCAACAAACCUCAAUCGCCAACGUCACCUUCACCCCCUGCGCCCGCACGCACUGGCACACGCACCCAGAGGGUCAAUUCAUCAGAGUGGUUGCCGGGAAUGGCUGGGUUUGUGACAAGGGCGGUGUUCCUCAGAGGUUGAGAACGGGGGAUGUCGUUUGGGCGCCUGCGGGUACUACGCAUUGGCAUGGGGCGGAUGAUAAUAGUACCAUGACGCAUUUUGUGGUUGGGUUGGGAAAGACGGUUUGGCAUGAUGUUGUUACGGAUGAGGAGUAUAGCAGGAAGGAAUAA